UUGACAGGGCGGGGCGCCUCGAGAAGAUGGUGGGGCGCGCGGCGUGUGGCUCCCGUCGCCCGUCCAAAUCUCAGUGCGGUGCACUGGCCAGCGUUUUGCUGGUCUGGAGCCCUUGUCCGCCAGGACCCUGACCCCGCGCCCCCUCCCCCGCCCCGCCACAACACGCACUCCUGCUUCCCAGCAUGCCCCGCGCCCGUAAGGGCAACGCGCCCCGCAAGGGCGGCCGGCGCCGCGGAGGAGGUGCCCGGAGUAGUGCCCAAGCGGACUCAGGGUCCAGUGAGGAUGAUGCAGCCAGCGAGGCCCGCAGCACCACCAGCGAAUGCCCCAGCCUUGUCAGCACCGCUGCCGAGGACGGCCUGGGGGGUGAUGCCGUGGAUGAGCAGGGUCAGCAGGAAGACCUUAAGGAAAAGCUAAAGGAAUAUGUGGACUGCCUCACAGACAAGAGUGCCAAGACGCGGCAGGGAGCUCUGGAUAGCCUGCGUCCAGCUCUCGCCUCGCAUCUGCUCCCUGACUUCUUGCUGGAGCGCUGCCUCACACUGGCUGAUGCCCUGGAAAAGUGCCUCAAGAAAGGGAAGGGUGAGGAACAGGCCCUGGCUGCUGCUGUGCUCGGCCUGCUCUGUAUACAGCUGGGCCCCGGACCCAAAGGAGAGGAGCUGUUCCGCAGCCUGCAGCCCCUGCUGGUCUCGGUGCUCAGCGACAGCACAGCUAGCCCCACCGCCCGGCUGCACUGUGCUUCUGCUCUUGGCUUGGGCUGCUACGUGGCUGCCGCCGACAUCCAGGACCUGUUGGCUUGCCUGGCCUGCUUAGAAGCUGUUUUCAGCCGGCACUGCGCUGCAGGCGGCUCCGCCCCUGCUGUGAUCCCCGCCAGUUUGCAUGGCCUGCUCGGUGCUGCCUUGCAGGCCUGGGCAUUGCUGCUCACCAUCUGCCCCAGCACCCAUCUCCGCCAUAUCCUUGACAGGCAGCUGCCCCGGCUGCCCCAGCUGCUGUCCAGUGAGAGCGUGAACCUGCGCAUCGCUGCCGGCGAGACCAUCGCGUUGCUCUUUGAGCUCGCCCGGGACCUUGAGGAGGACUUCAUCUACGAGGACAUGGAGGCCCUGUGCAGCGCUCUGCGCACGCUAGCCACGGACAGCAACAAGUACCGUGCCAAGGCCGACCGCCGGCGCCAGCGCUCGAUUUUCCGUGCUGUGCUGCACUUUAUUGAGGGUGGUGAAUGUGAGGAAGAGAAAAUCCGCUUUGGAUUUGAAGUGCUUUACGUGGACAGCUGGGCUCGGCGCAGAAUCUACGCAGCCUUCAAGGAGGUGCUGGGGUCCGGCCUGCACCACCACCUCCAGAACAAUGAGUUCCUCCGGGAUGUCUUUGGCCUAGGCCCCGUGCUCGUGCUGGACGCCUCUGCCUUGAAGGCCUGCAGGAUUUCUCGCUUUGAGAAGCACCUGUACAACGCUGCCGCCUUCAAAGCCCAAACCAAGGCCCGGAGCCGCACGCGGGAUAAGCGGGCGGACAUCCUCUGAAGCCGAUCACCAAGACUGUCCGUGCCCCUGGCUGUGUUUUUUAACCGAAAAUGGUGCAAGAACUGGCCCCUGCCAGUGAUUGUCACUUUAUUAUUAUUACUAUUAUUUUUUUAAAUGAGAAAAACCGAAAAACAGAACACAGGGUGGGAGGAUUGGGGAGGGGGAGGUCAGCACCCUUAGAGGUCUGGCUCCUUCCUUUGUCCCUGCACUCAGCCCCUGCGGCCUCUUCCUGCCCCAUCUCAGGGUGCCCAAGUGUGUGCCUGUCCCAGGGCUUGAGGGGGCAGGCGGGAGGGUGGGUGGGGGGCUCUGCCUUUUCUUUCUUAGGCCUUGCUCUCUUAGGGUGCCUGGAUAGGUACCCCCCCUAGCAGGGAGGAAGGUCAAGAGCUACUUGGAAUGGAAUUGUGUGCUGGUUUUUAAAGAUGACAAGAAAUGAUGUCCUGCCUA
Molecule: messenger RNA, 1952 nt
Organism: Dipodomys ordii (Ord's kangaroo rat)
Lineage: Eukaryota; Metazoa; Chordata; Mammalia; Rodentia; Heteromyidae
Gene: Ifrd2
Product: interferon-related developmental regulator 2
Exons: 12
Coding region: 183-1508 (441 amino acids)
Source: RefSeq, a predicted model, not a curated record